AUUGACUUGUGUCCAGUUUGAAACUUGAUUAAAGUUCAGUGAAUCUCAUAAAAUAAUAAAAUCCAAAUGAUUAGUUUUCAAAUUCCUCUUGACGGUGAAGUUGAUAAAGAGAGAAAUCGAUAUCUAAUCAAUUCGGUUAAUUAUCAUAGUUUUGCAUCUGAUAAAUUUAAUAAUUAAUAAUUACUGAGAGAAAAAUGUUCUUGAUGAAAGUUAAUUUUAUUUCCAUUGUUAUUUUUUUCUUAUGUUUUCAAUACUUUCAAUGUAAAUCGAUCCAAAUGAACGAUCAAAGUGAUUACAAUGUUUCAAUUGUUUCUAAUCGGAUUAACGAUUUAGGCGAAGGACCUUUUUAUGAACCAACCAGUGACUCUCUUUAUUAUGUUGAUGCAUUCAAAGGAACGAUAGUCCAUUCAUCUCUGAAUGGAACACCGGAAGAUGUUCAUGUUCUUGGAAAUAAACUCGUUUCUUUGGUGAUUCCAUUUUCAGAAGAUGAGUCGAGUUUCAUUGUAACGGUGAGAUCGUCAGUCGCCAAGUAUAAUUGGAAGACCAGAAAUGUCCAGACCUUAUCAUCUUUGGGUGUUCACCCUGCUGGAGAUGAGAGAUUCAAUGAUGGUGCAUGCGAUUCAGCGGGUCGACUGUUUAUCGGCUCAGUGGUUGAAUCUACUGAUGCAGCAUCGCCAUUGGUUAAAGGUGGUGGGUCAAUUUAUCGACUUGAUGGUAAUCGCUUGAUCAAAGUGGCCUCAGGUUUUACACUUUCCAAUGGAAUGGACUGGUCAGUCAAUGGAACAAGUUUUUACUUUAAUGACUCCGAAGACCAGAAGAUUUAUAUCUUUGAUUACAAUUCAGAAUCAGGAACAUUGACCAAUAAAAGGAUUUUCGUUGAUCUUAAAAAUCACACUGAUUUUGUGUCCAAUGAAUAUCCUGAUGGUCUGAUGGUCGAUGCCAAUGACUACAUUUGGACUGCUCUUUAUGGCGGAGGUCGAUUGGUCAAGAUUAACCCGAAAACGUCCAGAGUUGAAUCAUCGAUUAGAGUUCCAGCCAGCAAGGUAACUUCAUUGACCUUUGGUGGACCAAACCUCGAUAAAAUAUACGUAACAUCAUCUCAAUCUCAAUCUGAACCCGAUUCUGGUAAAAUUUAUUUGAUCAAAUCAAAAACCAACCAAUUGUUGGGUAAAGGAUUUGCUUAUAAAUUUGUUUCCUCGUAAAUCACACGACACCAAUAAAUUAAAUUGUAACAGAAAUUAGUAGACAUUAGAAGCCUAAAUGAUAAUAAUAAAAUGCUUAUUUAUAGUUUAUUGA
This is a messenger RNA of Panonychus citri (citrus red mite), 1296 nucleotides long. RefSeq names its product regucalcin-like. Gene Ontology annotation, biological process: L-ascorbic acid biosynthetic process. The transcript has a single exon. The coding region runs from base 195 to 1202 and encodes 335 amino acids. NCBI's taxonomy places the organism in Eukaryota, Metazoa, Arthropoda, Arachnida, Trombidiformes, Tetranychidae. Gene Ontology annotation, molecular function: calcium ion binding; gluconolactonase activity. The record is from RefSeq and is a predicted model, not a curated record.